GUUUGAUCAGUUCGAAUUGUGAGUUUGCGACGAGCAGACGAGACCGCGUGCCACAGCAACAACACGUUGAAAAGUUCGAGAGUUCGAAGCGCGUGUUCUGAAACACACUAAAUAUAUAUAACAAAUAAUUCAGAUUCAAAUAUAUAUAUAUAGCAAGAGUGUGUACAACCAUAGCAACUGAAGAAAACCAAGUGUAUACCCUGUAAAUUGUUUGAUUUGUGUGUUGACAUGUUGGCAGCUAGUGAGGCAGGCAGUCGCCGCUGCUGUUGCUGCUGACCAAGGCUAAUUCGAAACUAGCAAAGCCAAAGCACAAACAGAUACAGUCAAUACUAUCUAUAGAAAAAACAAUCAACGUUUCGAUUUGCCAACAGCAACAACUAUUGCUGUUGCCCACAAAAAAAAAAGUGUCAAUUACAACAACCGCAGCAACACACCCAAUCACACACACACACAGACACACACUGUAAUGGCCAGCAUACGUGCGCAUUCGCUGCUGUUGCUGCUGCGGCUUAUGUUGCUGCCGUCGCUGUUGCUGCCAGUGCUGCUGCUGCUGUUGACAGGCGGUGCGCAGGGCACGCGACUGCCGCUCGAGGUUUACGAGCUGACGCCGACGGCCAGCAGCGCCGAGAGCGAGGCAAAGCUCAAGAGCCUGGAAUAUACUAUCUACGAUGCCAAAGAGACAGCAGCAACACCAACAACAACAGGUGCAGCGGCAGCGGCAACAACAACCACAACCAGCAGCACGGCGAGGCCAACCAGCGAAAAGCCGCUAACUGUAGAUGUGGUCAGCAUCUCAGCGGAACAGCAGCAGCCAGAGCUGGAGCCUGCUAUGGGCAGACGCGCGCGCCAAAUGCUGCAGCAGCAGCAACAUCGGGCCACCACCAGCAGCAGCAGCAGCAGCAGCAAUAGCAAUAAGCAUGCGCACAGCGUCAAGGAUCUGCGCAUACUCUAUCAAGUUGGGGACUCUGAGGCCGACUUGCCGGUGUGCGCACCGAACGCGGUUUGCUCCAAGAUCGACCUGUACGAGACGCCCUGGAUAGAGCGACAAUGCCGCUGCCCCGAGUCGAAUCGCAUGCCCAACAACGUGAUCGUGCAUCAUCAUGAGCACGGCCAUGGCCUGCCCGAGGGCCAGAAGCAUCGCAGCUACUACGAGAAGGAGAAACUGCUGCAGCACAAGCGCUUGCUGCUGGGCGAGGAACUCUACCAGGACAAGCGCUACGAGAGCUUGCACUUGAAGAAGCUAAUGCAGAAGCUGGGCGCUGUCUACGAGGACGACCUGCAGCUGCACUCGAGCGACUACGUGGAACGCUCUCCCGACUAUAAUGAAGCGCUGCCACCUAGCUACGAACAGGUGGCGGGCAAUGAGUUGCCACACCUGCCGCCACGUGGCGGUGCGCAUAUGCGCCACUCAGGUCAUCGUGGCCAGAAGGAAGCGACCAGCUUCAUUGGCGGCUGCCCGAGCAGCCUGGGCGUAGAGGACGGCCACACCAUUGCGGACAAGACCAGGCACUACAAGCUCUGCCAGCCCGUGCACAAGUUGCCCGUUUGCAAACACUUCCGUGACUACACCUGGACGCUGACCACAGCCUUGGAGCUGAAUGUCACUGAGCAAAUAGUGCACUGUCGCUGUCCCAAGAACUCUGUGACCUAUCUGACCAAACGGGAGCCGGCGCCCAAUAGUCCAACAGCCUAUCGCUAUCUAUUCGCCUGUUCGCCGCUGACACGUCUGCGUUGUCAGCGCAAGCAGCCCUGCAAGCUGUUUACAGUGCGCAAGCGCCAGGAGUUUCUGGACGAGGUCAAUAUCAAUUCGUUGUGCCAGUGUCCCAAGGGUCAUCGCUGUCCCAGCCAUCAUACACAAUCCGGCGUUAUAGCGGGCGAAAGUUUUCUCGAGGAUAACAUACAAACUUAUUCCGGCUACUGCAUGGCCAACGAUUGAAUACUAGACAUAGACAUAUAUGUGGGUUUAUAGGUUUAGCUAGCACUAUGCAUAUAAGUCGACUGAGCCAAUUGAGUCUCGCCAAGUUAACAAUUAAACUGAACAAGAAAAACUAUACAAACUACAA
This is a messenger RNA of Drosophila mojavensis, 2063 nucleotides long. It is a transcript of the gene aos, whose product is annotated as protein giant-lens. The record is from RefSeq and is a predicted model, not a curated record. NCBI's taxonomy places the organism in Eukaryota, Metazoa, Arthropoda, Insecta, Diptera, Drosophilidae. The coding region runs from base 467 to 1936 and encodes 489 amino acids. The transcript is spliced from 4 exons.